Molecule: messenger RNA, 2404 nt
Organism: Salvia splendens (bonfire salvia)
Lineage: Eukaryota; Viridiplantae; Streptophyta; Magnoliopsida; Lamiales; Lamiaceae
Product: subtilisin-like protease SBT3
Exons: 1
Coding region: 109-2334 (741 amino acids)
Biological process (GO): proteolysis
Molecular function (GO): serine-type endopeptidase activity
Source: RefSeq, a predicted model, not a curated record
AGAUAUUUCUACGACUGCAUUUAACUCUUGUGAAAGUUAUUUCUUCUAGUGCACACUACAAAAGUUCAAAUCUCUCUCUCUCUCAUUUUCAUAUGCUGUGCACCAAAAAUGCAGCUUCCUUCAACAAUUUCAUUGAUUAUCUUCUCAUUUCUUGUUUGGGGCAACGAUGCUUCAUCAAAAAUAUCCACAUACAUUAUCCACAUGGAUAAAUUCUCCAUGCCCAAGGCAUUUUCCAGUCACCAGUUUUGGUACUCUUCCAUCCUUGCCAAAUCAGCAUCUCCGGCGUCACCUGAGCCCAAGCUCAUCUACACCUACGACCAUGCCUUCCAUGGAUUCAGCGCCGUGUUGUCGGCAGAAGAAGUCGAAGCCUUAAAGAACUCACCCGGCUUCAUUUCCGCCUACAAAGACAAGAUCGCGGUCGCAGACACCACUCACUCCACCAAGUUCCUCGGCCUCACUAGCGCUUCCGGCCUCUGGCCGGCUUCCAACUACGGCAAAGACGUCAUCAUCGGCGUUAUCGACUCCGGCAUCUGGCCGGAGAGCCCGAGCUUUAAUGACGACGGAAUGACUGCGAUCCCGGCGAGGUGGAAGGGAGCUUGCGACGGCGGUGUAGGUUUCAAUUCGUCGCUGUGCAACAAGAAAAUCAUCGGAGCCAGAUACUUCAACCAAGGAGUUCGAGCAGAGAAUCCUGAUCAGGAAUUCAUAGAUUCAGCAAGGGACGACGAUGGCCACGGCACCCACGUGGCGUCCACUGCCGCCGGAAACUACGUGGACGGAGUUUCCUACUUUGGCUACGCCCCCGGAACAGCCAGAGGGGUCGCUCCGCGAGCUAGGCUCGCAGUCUACAAGGUCCUUUUCUUCGGAGCCGCCGCUUCCGACGUGCUGGCCGCAAUGGACCAGGCCGUGGCGGACGGAGUGGAUAUAAUCUCCAUUUCCAUUAGUAGUUUUCCAAUAGAGCUCUAUGAGAAUCCGAUUGCAAUCGCUAGCUUUGGUGCUAGGGAGAAGGGGAUCAUGGUCUGUAUGUCGGCAGGAAACAGGGGACCGAGUUACGCCACCAUACGAUCGGGGAUCCCGUGGGCUGUCGUGGUGGCUGCGUCCACUAUUGACCGUUGGUUCGCGGGUACCUUAACCCUCGGCAACGGCAAAACCAUCAUCGGAUGGACUAGGUUUCCAGCGAGAGCCCGUGUGAGAGACUUGCCACUAAUAUACAAUCAAACUCUAUAUUCCGAUUGCCAGUCAGAAGCAUUACUAGCCGAAGCGCCUUCUCCGGGCAUCAUCGUCUGCGAUUUCACCGAGUUCUUCACCUCCAUUGGAGAUCGGACCGGGCCGGUUAUCCGGCCAGCCAUCAUCGUCUCCCAAGACCUCACUGUGUUCCGAUUCGUUUCGUUCCCGUACCCUGAGAUUGUGAUAACCCCAGCACAAGCCCGCGACUUGAUCAAUUACGCGACAAACACUUCUUCCCCAGCCGCAUCCAUCGAUUUCCAGCAAACGAUUUUAGGUCCAGGGCCGAGAGCUGCUCCGUUGCUGGCGGAUGAUUCAUCGAGAGGGCCCGCGCAAAGCUACGAGCGCAUCCUGAAGCCCGACAUAAUGGCGCCGGGAGUGCUGAUUCUAGCAGCAUUCAAUCCUCAGAUCAGAACAACUACUCUGCUUGGAAAUUUAGAACUUUCUAGUGACUACAACCUUCUCUCAGGGACAUCAAUGUCAUGCCCUCACAUAUCCGGGGUCGCGGCCCUUCUAAAGGCCGCGUACCCAGAUUGGAGCCCUGCGGCCAUACAGUCCGCGAUGAUGACGACCGCCAAUCAUCUUGAUAACACAAAUCAACCUAUCAGGGAGCAGGACACCCUACUUGCCCAACCACUAGGCAUGGGGUCGGGUCAUGUUGAUCCGAACCGUGCCCUUGAUCCUGGGCUCGUUUACGAUGCUUCUGUUCAGGACCUGGUGAAUCUGGUAUGUUCCAUGAACUUUACUAGCAACCAGACUCAAACGAUCAUAAGGUCAAGCUACAACUGCUCGAAUCCAUCCUCCGACCUCAAUUAUCCAUCGUUUGUGGUUCAUGCUGAGGGAGGAGCUACUAAGGCUUGGGAGUUCCAAAGACAUGUAACGAAUGUUGGCGCGGGUGCAGCCAGGUAUAAGGCUACGGUGGAAGUGCCAGGGAAUGUGACGGCGAGAGUUCGGCCUCAAACGCUGGUGUUUGGCAAGAAAUACGAGACCAAGAGUUAUUCACUUACGAUUCGGUAUAAGGGUGUUGAUGAAGUAUUCGGAUGGGGUGCUCUGAUCUGGACCGACGAAACCGGCAACUACAAAGUUAGAAGCCCGAUUGUAUUCAUAUCUUGAUUGAUGCCCAAAACAAUAAAUUGUAGCAAUGGUUGUUACUAUUAUGUGGGUUCCAUCUGUUUAAUUUCAA